AUGGCAUCCCGAGGUGCUUCCUCGUCCGGGCAAGGGAAACAAAAGCGAGUGAAAAGGCAAAAACCUGACCUGCCCAGCUCCACGCUCUCCUCCCCCGACUCACUCAAGGCGUGGAGAUGUCGUUUCCGGAUAUCCGAGGCUGUAGAAUUCAUCCUGCCAGAAAAGAAUGACCGAGCUGACAAACCCCCUGAGAAUCACUUUACUUUGUACGAGGCGUUCUUUGAGCUUUGUUUUCUCUGGUUUCCGAUCCCCGGAGUUACCCUUGAGUACUUCUGGAAACACGGGAUCUCGAUCGGGCAGAUUAUGCCGAGGGGUCUGCGAUACAUGAUCGGCAUUCUAGUUCGAAGCUUUGAAUGCGGGCUCGACAUUGAAUUGAAUCAUCUGUUAAACUUGUUGGAGAUCAGAAAAGCUCCAAAGGGAGAUAGAUUUUAUAUCUCCAACAAGCCCAAUCGCCGGAUCAUAGGUGGUUUUCCAAGCAAAGAUCAGUUUUGGACCGAGCGCUUUUUCUAUGUCCUGGUGAACGAGGCGUCAGUUGGUGAGGAUUACGUUAAAAAAACUAAGACCGCUUGGGGACCACUUGGUAGCCGAAGCUUUGCCUCGGCUCGGAACUGUUAUGUUCGGAGCAUUCUUCCCCCAAUUCCCGACGACCUCUUUGUUGUUCGAGAUUCUCUCGCGGCCCGGAGAGUUAAUUGGAGGAAGCAUUUUACAUUUGAGAGAGUGGAAAGAGAGCAAGCCAUUCUUGCCGGAGUUCCUGUUAGCUCUUCAUCUUCAAAUUCCUCAGGAGACACAAGGGAGAAAAUGGUGAUCAUUACUCUUAGAGAUAAAAAGAGGCAUGAAGAAGAAGAGGCUGCGAGACGAGCCGCUGAGGCGGCUCGAACAAAGGCCGAGGCUGUCCCUCAAGACAAUCCGCCGAGCCGUGAUGAUGAAGGCGCGACCCGAGCUGUGGGGGCAAACGUUGUCGAGGCGAACGAGAAAGAAGUGGCGCCCGAGGUGGAACCGGGUGAAAUCAUUCCCGAGGCGCCCAAAGAUGACUCCGCGGCGCGGAAUAACACUCCUUCCAACUCGGCUAGUUUGGCUCUUCCAAAGUCAUCGAGGCCCCCGGCUUCGCAUCUUCAGAAGCACGAUUCCGGUCAAAAACGUUCGGCCGCUGAUAAAGGGAAAGGCGUGGCUGUUCAAAAAGACGAGCCGCCUAAGAAGAAACGCAAGCCGGCGUCUGACGAUCCCGCUUCGCACAAAUUGGUCGUCGACGACCCAGACGCCUCAGCGGUGAUGUUCUCGCGUGUCAACAAUGCUAACACACGUCUUCCUCCUCCUGAGAAGCUGAGGAGACCAAGGUCUUAUGGCGCGAUGGCACAACGCGGCACCAAGUUUGUAGCGGCCAUCAACGAGCUGAUGGCUGAGUACGAGGCGGACCUGUCCAAGGUCGAACGUCGCCUGGACGAGGCUCGGAACGAGACCGCGGCGGCGAAGGGGAAGCUGGACGAGGCGAUGACCAGGGUGUCGAGGCUGGAAGAGGAGAAGAUAGUUCUUCGUGCUGAUAUCGACAAGGUUUCCGCCUCGGUCAUUCGCCUCGAGGUGGCCAGGAGAGCCAAAAGCGCCGAGGUGGUGUUGCUUAAGAGGCGUAUCGAGGCCAAAGAUGCCUUGUUUGAUGCUAAGGUCAAGCGUACGAAGAAGGAAACGAGGCGAGAACUGACGGCUAAGUUUCAGGAACGCCUCGCCAAGGUGGAGGAAGGUCUAGCCAAGCUCAAGAAGGCUAAAACCGACGAGAAUGAGCUGGGGCAGAUCAAGGGCAAUCUUGCUAUGAUCAAUGACCUGAGGAAACUGGAUGGCCCAACACUUGAUGAUGAGGAGGCGAAGCUAAAAGAUUGGGAGAGCAAAUACGUCGAUGACGAGGCGUAUGAUCGCAUUGCCUCCGUGGUGAGCUUGUCUUCUUACCCGUGUCGCCGGACUCCGUAG
Molecule: messenger RNA, 1956 nt
Organism: Eutrema salsugineum
Lineage: Eukaryota; Viridiplantae; Streptophyta; Magnoliopsida; Brassicales; Brassicaceae
Exons: 3
Coding region: 1-1956 (651 amino acids)
Source: RefSeq, a predicted model, not a curated record